AUGCCGCAACAAAAGAAAGAUUAUUUGAGCGACGCUUGGAAAGAUGGCCUCUUUAGUGACAAGGUUCUGUUCUGCACAGGUGGUGCUGGUUCUAUCUGCAGCGCUCAAACCAGAGCUCUUGUCCAUCUAGGAGCCUCUGCUGCCAUCAUUGGCCGCAACAAGGAGAAGACGGAGCGAAUGGCCGCCGACAUUGCUACAGCCCGCCCUGGCGCUCGUGUGCUUGCAAUCGCCGGAGUCGACGUUCGCGACCCCAAGGCUCUUCAAGACGCUGCAGACAGAACAGCCAGAGAGUUGGGUUCAAUCGACUAUGUAAUUGCUGGCGCAGCGGGUAACUUCCUUGCGCCACUGUCACAACUCAGUGCCAAUGCCUUCAAGUCCGUCAUCGAUAUCGAUGUCCUCGGCAGCUACAACACUGUCAAAGCAACCCUGCCUUACCUUGUCGAGAGCGCCAAGCGCAGCACUACCAGCGGCAGAGUCAUCUUCGUCUCGGCAACAAUCCACUAUACCGGUCUGCCUUUGCAGACUCAUGUUUCAGCCGCCAAAGCAGCCGUGGAUUCUCUGUCGAAUGCGGUGGCCAUCGAAUAUGGGCCACUAGGCGUCACAUCCAAUGUCAUUGCACCGGGUCCCAUCGGCGGCACAGAGGGCAUGGAACGAUUGGCCAAGAGCGAUCCUGCGAGCGUUGCAAAGUCGGCAAAGAGGGUUCCCGUGGGCCGGCUGGGGUCGGUCAAGGACAUAGCAGACGCGACCGUGUACUUGUUCUCUGAUGCAGGAAACUUUGUCAAUGGCUCGACGGUGGUCGUGGACGGAGGCAGCUGGAGGGUCAACGCAGGCGGACCGGGAUCUACAUGGGAGUACCCAGACUUCCUCCUGAGUGGACAGGUUGUCGAGGGCGUCAAGGGUGGAAAGGCCAAGCUGUAG
This is a messenger RNA of Aureobasidium namibiae CBS 147.97, 918 nucleotides long. RefSeq names its product NAD(P)-binding protein. Gene Ontology annotation, biological process: fatty acid catabolic process. The coding region runs from base 1 to 918 and encodes 305 amino acids. The transcript has 2 exons. Gene Ontology annotation, molecular function: 2,4-dienoyl-CoA reductase (NADPH) activity. NCBI's taxonomy places the organism in Eukaryota, Fungi, Ascomycota, Dothideomycetes, Dothideales, Saccotheciaceae. The record is from RefSeq and is a predicted model, not a curated record.